GAGAGUGAGCAAACGGUUCUGUCCUGCUUUUCGAGCCCAUCCCCAAGAUUCCUCCGAUACUCAUCGACCAUUUAUAACGACUACAAUCAUACAACAAUCAUCCCAAUGUCUCUUUCGGAACUCGGGGUUGGAGGCCUCUACAUUACGCUCUACGUACGCCACCACCCACCAGUCAAGAACAAUUCCCACUGGGGACUGUACCAUCAUGAGGAUGACAAGGCUAGAGGAACAGAGUAUCACGUCAAGGGAAUAGGCCAAGGCUGGAUUGCUAACCACGGCAAAUCACCAAGGCUUCAUCAGUCCCGCUAUGCAAGCACACGCAUCCUCUAUACGACUAAACCUGAAACUCAUUAUUUCAUCAAGCAAAAUGGGGUUCGCAUAUUCUCCGGGUUCCUUUUCGUCGGUCUGAUGCAAAUUACAUCAAUUCCCGAGGAUCUGAAAGGCUACGGCGUAAAAAAGCUCCGCACAUACGACAAUGAGAUCAAUGAUCGCGAGGGCAUCACCUGCCGUGUUUGGCUGUUCGAUGUCUUGAAGCUUCUCCAAACCCCGGUUGAUGGAGUCAGAAUCCUGGAGUGCGAGAACUUGGGGGACCUCGAGCAGGAAGCGAUGGAUUUGGGAAAGAAACAUGCUCAGGCAGCGGCUGACAAUAUUCAGCCACGUCCAAUCAAUUUAUCUCAAUUCUUACUCAAAGCUGAGCCCACAAGCGGAAUAUAA
Messenger RNA from Aaosphaeria arxii CBS 175.79, 714 nucleotides. RefSeq lists its product as uncharacterized. The transcript has 3 exons. The record is from RefSeq and is a predicted model, not a curated record. Bases 106 to 714 code for a protein of 202 amino acids. NCBI's taxonomy places the organism in Eukaryota, Fungi, Ascomycota, Dothideomycetes, Pleosporales.